Phyllostomus discolor (pale spear-nosed bat) is the source of this 2074-nucleotide messenger RNA. It is a transcript of the gene MEIS3, whose product is annotated as Meis homeobox 3. The record is from RefSeq and is a predicted model, not a curated record. NCBI's taxonomy places the organism in Eukaryota, Metazoa, Chordata, Mammalia, Chiroptera, Phyllostomidae. The coding region runs from base 490 to 1620 and encodes 376 amino acids. The transcript is spliced from 13 exons. Gene Ontology annotation, biological process: positive regulation of transcription by RNA polymerase II; brain development; eye development. Gene Ontology annotation, molecular function: DNA-binding transcription activator activity, RNA polymerase II-specific; RNA polymerase II cis-regulatory region sequence-specific DNA binding.
GGAAGGGGGAGCGGGGCCGCCGGGCCGCCAGCAUCCCCCCGGGCCGCCCGCGCCGGACCCGCACCCGCGCGGGGCGCUCCCCGCCCCCGUCGCCCCGGGCCGGGCCACCUCCUCACCCCCCGCCCCAUCCCUCGUCUCCCGGUCUGUUUGUCUCGGGCCGGUUCCGUCCUCCCGGGACCGGGAACGGACUGGGGGCCCCGGGGAAGGGGCCUGGGAGGCCCUCCCCGCCGUCUCGCCCCUUCCCUCGCCGGCAUGAGCCCCCGGCUGUGACCCCCACGGCGGGGAGGGGGCCGGGGUCCAUGCUCGCAGCCUCCGCACGGCCCGGCGCCUGCCGCUGACGGCGGCGGGGGUGGGGGGGCCGGGCACCCAGCCUCCUGCCCCACCCCCUGGCGUCGGCCCCGCGGGCCGUCGGGGGCCGCUGCCCCCGACUGCGCCCUGCCCGCCGGCCAGGCCCUGGAGGCGCCCCGAAGCUGCCGCCGGCAUCAGCCCAUGGCCCGGAGGUACAAUGAGCUGCCCCACUACCCAGGCAUCGCGGAUGGCACUGCAGCCCUGGCUGGCUUCUCAGAGGCAGCGCCUCCAGCACCCAGAGCUCCUGGGCCCUACGGCCCUCACCGGCCUCCGCAGCCCCCACCCCCGGGCUUGGAUGGCGAGGGCCUGAAGAGGGAGAAGGAUGAGAUCUAUGGGCACCCGCUCUUCCCGCUGCUGGCCCUGGUCUUUGAGAAAUGUGAGCUGGCCACCUGCUCUCCCCGAGAUGGGGCUGGACUGGGCACACCCCUGGGCGGUGACGUCUGCUCCUCCGACUCCUUCAACGAGGACAUUGCCGCCUUCGCCAAGCAGGUCCGCUCCGAGAGGCCCCUCUUCUCCUCCAACCCAGAGCUGGACAAUCUGAUGAUCCAGGCCAUUCAGGUGCUCCGGUUCCACCUGCUGGAGCUGGAGAAGGUCCACGACCUGUGCGACAACUUCUGUCACCGCUACAUCACCUGCCUCAAGGGAAAGAUGCCCAUCGACCUGGUCAUCGAGGAUCGGGAUGGCGGCUGCAGGGAGGACCUCGAGGACUACCCAGGCUCCUGCCCCAGCAUCCCAGACCAGAAUAAUGCGUGGAUGAGAGACCACGAAGACAGCGGAUCUGUAUACUUGGGGACCCCGGGCCCAUCUAGCGGGGGCCUGGCCUCCCAGAGUGGGGACAACUCCAGUGACCAAGGAGACGGGCUGGACACAAGCGUGGCAUCUCCCAGUUCUGGGGGAGAGGACGAGGAGCUGGACCAGGAGCGGCGGCGGAACAAGAAAAGGGGCAUCUUCCCCAAGGUGGCCACCAACAUCAUGAGAGCCUGGUUGUUCCAGCACCUCUCGCACCCGUAUCCCUCGGAGGAGCAGAAGAAACAGCUAGCGCAGGACACGGGGCUCACCAUCCUGCAAGUGAACAACUGGUUCAUUAAUGCCCGGAGACGCAUCGUGCAACCAAUGAUAGAUCAAUCCAACCGCACAGGGCAGGGUGCAGCCUUCAGCCCAGAGGGCCAGCCCAUGGCGGGCUACACGGAGACACAGCCACACGUGACUGUCAGGCCAGCAGGACCGAUGGGGAUGAGUUUGAACCUGGAAGGGGAGUGGCAUUAUCUAUAGAGGCUGGAGUCGGGAGGGGGCCUCCAGCCUCCAGACUGUGACCACCAGGCCCACACCGUGUUCCGGUCCCCACCGCUGGCUUCAGGACCCUACCCUCCACGGCCCUCCCACUCAACACCUACCUCCCUGGGGCCCCACCGGGACAUGGGGGGUCUGAGUGCCCACUCCGGGGUCUCUGAAGGACAAAGACAGAGCCUCUAGGCUCAGCGCCCCACUUCUCCCCUCACCUCUGCCCAGAACCCCAGCUGCGAUCCUGGGUCAUCGGAAGAUGGUGGCUGGGACCCCACCUCCAGGACAGAGAUGGAAUUGGGGGUGGGCUGGGGCCGUCACGGGAGGAGGGUCACCCGGAUCCGAUAUUUGGGGAGGUUCCCUUCAUCCUCCUAACCCACUCCCCUCCUCUCUGCCCCUACCUCCCUUCUCUGAUGUCUUCUACUUUUUUUUUUUAAUGAUAAAA